Molecule: messenger RNA, 6833 nt
Organism: Zerene cesonia (dogface butterfly)
Lineage: Eukaryota; Metazoa; Arthropoda; Insecta; Lepidoptera; Pieridae
Gene: wech
Product: protein wech
Exons: 1
Biological process (GO): proteasome-mediated ubiquitin-dependent protein catabolic process; protein polyubiquitination
Molecular function (GO): protein binding; zinc ion binding; ubiquitin protein ligase activity
Source: RefSeq, a predicted model, not a curated record
CAUUCCAAGGAAGAUAAUUCCAGCGGCUCACCCGGAACUUCAUCUUCGGUUUCAAUCACCUGCUUCCGUUGUGAGGAACGCACGCCCACUACGCGUUGCCUUGAAUGCAAUGAUCUUUUUUGCCAUGAAUGUUGCCAUAAAGUAACAUCCGAUUGCCAGCUACGUGAGCACACGCUGUUACCGAUUCAUCAAAUUUCUCCUAUCGGUGCCAGACCCAAUUCUGUGACCAAUGAUAAAGAAGUUAUGUAUUGUGAACUGCAUUGUGAUCCUGUUAGAUAUUAUUGUGAAGCUUGCAUUAUAUUUAUUUGCCAGGAAUGUACAUUGUGGGUGCAUAAAGAUCAUUGUUAUUCCCCGAUAAAGGGUGCAUUAGAUAUGUGUCGUAUUGGCGUAUUUCGUGCAAUUGAGGACACGAAGACUGGGACGAAGGCAAUUAAAACGGCAAUCGACCGUGCUGUAGCUAUGUCGAAGGCAUAUGAAAAGGAAACAGCUGAAGCUAAUAUGAAAAUAAGAAAAGCGAUGCGUUGUUUCGCACAGGCUAUUGAAGAUCGCGAGAAAUAUUUGCUGGAUAAAGUUGAAAAAAUGCGUCAAGCAAAAAUGAAUGAGCUGACCGAUCAUAUGAAUACGUUGCGUGGUAUUUUAGCCGGUUUAGCUCAUACAAAUGAAACUUUAGUAAGAAGCAUGGACUCGGAAGGUAUUGAUUUGUUUAUGGCCAAAGAGAAAGGAAGAGCGCAAGUUGAUUAUUUCUCAUGUAUGUUCAAAAAUAUGUAUAUAACAGAAGAGCGUAUUAUGUUCAUACCUCCGAAUUAUGAUUUAGUCGAUCAAAUUAAAAGGCAGUGUGACGUACAAUCUGCGCCAGUAAAUGCUUUGCACUCAUUAACAUCAUCAUCAUCGCUUCAAUCCCGCCAGUCAUUACUGCAAUCUCUGCAAACAGCUCAAACUUAUCCACCUCUGACUUAUAAUAUGUCGGUAACUAACAGUCUCCGUUCUUUACCGGAUUAUACUAGCAGUCAUACGAGAUCUACAAAUUACUACGAUCAUAGCAUUUCCUCGAGUAUUUCGAUGGAUUCUAAUCCCGCCCGUGGAAUCGGACAAGCUAUCCCUGGCUAUUGGAUGUCAGUUUCAGUAAAGCCAACAAGAAGCCCUGUUCCAGGAGUUCCUAUGUUUUCUUUUGGUAGAGAGGGUCAGGAUGAAGGCCAAGUAUCUAGACCAUGGGGACUAUGUGUAGAUAGGGAGGGCAAUAUCAUUGUAGCGGAUAGAAGAAAUAACCGUAUCCAGAUAUUUAACAAUCGCGGUGAAUUUAGAACUAUGUUUGGCUCGAAAGGGACUGGACCUGGUGAGUUUGAUCUUCCAGCGGGAAUAACUACAGAUACUUACGGUCGUAUUAUCGUUAUUGACAAGGACAAUCAUAGAGUGCAGAUAUUCACAUCUUCAGGUAACUUUAUCUUGAAAUUUGGAUCGUUCGGGAAGGAAUGUGGACAGUUCCAAUAUCCUUGGGACGUUGCUGUAAAUACUUUAGGUAAUAUUGUCGUAACGGACACGCGUAAUCAUCGUAUUCAGUUAUUUACUAGUGAUGGGACGUAUAUAACUAAGUUUGUGUUCGAAGGGGCUAAUCCUGCUAAGAUGCUUAAAGGACCUACUACGCCUAGAGGUGUGUGCUUCACGACAUCCGGUAAUAUCAUAGUGUCAGAUUUUGAAAACCACCGUUUGCUUAUGGUGGAUCCGACCCUAUCGAAGGUGUUGCACUGUGUCGGCCGUGAAGGUUCCGGCAUCGGAGAACUAAAUCGCCCCUCCGGCAUAGUGACGGAUGACGACGGACGUAUUAUAGUGGCUGAUUCAAAGAAUCACCGCGUACUUGUGUUUACUUCUGAGUUGCGUAUUCUGUGGGCAGUCGAUCUCAAGAGCCCCGGCUUAGACGAUAAGGACCGACCCAGCGACGUGGCUCUCACCCCCGAGGGCUACCUCGUUGUGCUAUUCGAGACUUUGCCCGACACCGCCCGCGACAUCUCUUCCCAUGGCAAGCAAUACAUUAAGGUAUACUGACUGACUAGGUACGUAAAAGUAAAAUUACAUUGUGGACCGUAGGUCUCUUAUAUUAUUAUGAUGUAUUUUUUUGUUUUGUUUAAGUUGUGAUUGAUUUCAUAAUGUGCCAAUUUUAUUAUAUUUGUGGAAAUCCGGAUCGAGCAUAGCUUGUACGGAGAAUUAGUAUUUGUUCAUGAUUUACAAAGGUUUGCACAAAUCAAAUUCUCCUUAAAUUCUUUGAAUACUUUUGUUACCAUAUAAUUUUGAUUUCGUUUCCGUAUUCGACUAGUCUUUAAGGGCCAAACGUUGUUUGCAAUGAAGAAACAAACACACUUUUUGUGGCAGUUACAGCUUUUAUAUAUUAAAUCAUAUCCACGAAACACCAAAUCUAAUGAACAGGACAUACUUCGAUUAUAUUUUUUAUCGAACACUUUAUGCAAUGCAUAAUAAAUGAAACAAAUCGUCAAGAUUAUUAUUAUAUGAUAAAAGAUCACGAUGUGAUUUAAAAGAUGUUUUUUAUGUGAGAUAAUUUAAAAUUAGCUUGAAAAGUAUUCUUUUCCAAAAUGUUACUUUUUGCGUUCUUUUACUUGUUUAAUUAAUUGAUUAUUUCAGCCGCUAGAAUAUAGGUUUUUUUGUGAAUUAUUUUGCGUAUUAUAGAUAUGUAUUACGUUUUCUUUGCGGAUUAUAGAAGUGUGGCUGUUUGUUUUCGCCCAUUUUGAUUAUAUUAUAUUUAGUUUAUAGCUAUUUUCUCGACUGCGUUUAGACUUUUAAAACUCGGUAGGGAAGGGGUGGACAACUGAGCUAAGAAAUUAAAUGCAAUAAACUUUGAGACUGACUUUAGAAGACUGUCUUAAAGAUGAUGGCGGGGGGGUGGCGCGGUGCGGUGCGCGGGGAAGGCAUCGCUCGAUCGCGUAAUGCAAUUUUUUACCAAUAUUUUAGGUAUUACAUUAUAAAAUUCUUAUGCACACCUUAUUGCUACGUGAUUCUUUUUUAUUAUUAUUUUUUCUGAAAUUUAUUUUGUUAUCUUAUGUAAUUGGUAAAAAAAAUUCGACUGGAUUUAUGGGCUGAUUUUAUUUUUAUAUUUUAAGAACUGAUUUAAAUUGAAAGAAUUAGUUUCUAAUUUAUUAUUUUUAAAAUAAUUAUCAUAAUCUCUAAUAAUGUAAACGAACUUAGUCUCAAUGACUCGUUUAAUUAGGUAAUUGGAUAUAUGUUCGCCGGGGAAUUAAUUCUAAUGAUCACUUAUUUCAGGAGGGCAGGCAGAGGAUGCGUAUAUUGUGCUUCCCUUCCGUGCUUUUUUUCAUUAUUUGCUUUUUGUAUUUGACCAACACAGUCGCAAAAGUCACAAACAGAACAUUGUAAACUUAUUACAAUAUAAAAUAUUAUAUAUAUUUUAACACCGAUUUAAUUUUAACAGCAAAGGAAUAUAUAUAAUAAGAAUAUAUUUGCCAAAUUACAAGCACAUCCCAAUCUUGCCUGUCUUCGUGUGAUAAAACGUAGUAAUUGUUCCACGCGAAUAUUCGGUUAGUUAAAAUAUUUUAGCAAAAUUCAUCCUUCAAAAUUGAUUAUUCUAUAAAUUAACAUAAUAUAGUAUAUUUUUUAAAUCUUUCUAAGUAUAUCGAAUGUAUUCGAUUUAACAUGUGUUCAGUCUGUAUGUGUUCACUAUUUAAAUGUAGGUUAGAUUAGGGCCGGUCGGUUCCAGAACUAUCAUUGUCUAGUUAAAUUGCGUGCUGUAGGCUAAUCGUUUAAGUACCGCUUCCAAAAUAGUGUUUAAUUCUUAAUAUAAUGCACAGUAAUCCCCAAACUUAAUGACCGGGCUGAAGUUGGCACUAUUGUCAUCUUGCUCACGCAGGUAGUACUUAUUACUGUGGCGUAGGGUAUAUUUUACGUUCUACACAUGGAUUCGCGCCUAACUUCAGCCGGGCCAGAACGAUUGGAGAGUAAAGUACGUUGUUGUAAUAAUAUCGAUGUUUAGUCACUGGUUUGCCUUGUCAGCACCACAGAACUAUAGAACGUAUAUCGUAUGGAAUCCUAUUAAUCGUCCUAUGAACUUAUUCGCCUUUAGAAUCUGUAUCUUUAAUACCAAAGCUCUAUAUUAUAUAUAUAUAUCAGUGUUAAGUCACACAACCAUAUAACCGCUUCUUAGAUUAUAUAAAAUUAACAGUGAGUAGUUUGAGCUCAUUAAAAAGCAAUGUCUCCCAUAUUCAAGCAUAAUGUUAGGUAAAUUUAAUGUUAGAAUAACAUUUUUCACGUUUUGUACUUAGGUUAGGUUAGGUUAGGUUAUGAUGCCGUUUCGACAUAACUUCAAGCAAAGAUUCACUAUGGAGUAUGCGGGUCAUCUAGUGAUGACUAUUUUAGCAAUAGAUUAUAAAGUAUGGCUUGAUAUAGUGGAAAUUGUUGUUUGAAGUGAAAUAAGUACUGAGAGACUAACGCUCUAUUAACGUAUUUCGGAUAUUGUUGUCUUUGUUUUGCGUCCCAUAUUGAUAUGGUUCUGUGGGGUACUUUAUUUGACAAAGAAAUCUCUUAAAUUGGACAGAUGUUAUUGGAUAGCAGUAAUUUAAUUCACAGUAUUAUAUCUGGUAAUCAGUAAUAUAAAUGAUGUUAAUCGUAAAUUUAUUACCGCUAUGUAAUUUUGGAUUAAUUGGUAAGAUUGGAAAAUAAUCAAGAAUAUUCGAUACAUGACAGCUAAAAUUUUUAAACUACCUUUGUAUUAAGUAAGACAAAGACAACAAAUAGAUAAUAAAAAUCAACAUGCAGUAGGUUGCGUCUUUUACGGUCAAUUAAGGAAAUUCCGCUAAAAGAAUAGUUUUAUACUAAUUUUUAUUUCAUAUCAUAAAUAAUUAAAGUGAAUAUUACUUAAUUUUUUUGUUCAGUGCCAUUAUAAAAAGUAUUAUGUUAUUUUUAAAAUAAUAUGUUGCAUGAAAUGCAUUUUUUUAUAUUAUUGAAAGUUUUACAAAAUUAUAAACUCGAAGUCAGAUCGAUAGUUAUUUUUGUAUUGACGACUGAAUCUCGGUAUUUUAGACAGUGAUUUACAAUUUUGCAUAAACAUAAUUAAAAGGGGUUUGCCAAGCAAACUCAACUAAAUAUUUUGCUAAUAACUUCAUGGUAUUGAAUGUAGAUUUUUCAACUUGCAACAAAACUUAUUCUUAAUUUCUGGUCACGUAACAGAAUCCAAACCACUGAGUAUUAAAAUAUACCCAUUAAACAACACACACUACAAUUUGUAAAUUAUUUUGAAGUAAUCGUAAGUCUGCUAUAUUAAUACUGGUAUCACUUUACAUGCAAUACGUUCGGUCGUUGCAUUCUGUUAUCGAAUCAGACGAAGAGAAUCUAAUUCUAAAUAGUAAGUCUUGAAAAUGACUGCUUAAUGUUACUAGUAAAUAUAAUUUUUAAACUUUCAUAUGAUUUUGUCAUUAGUUAUGUUUAGAUUUAUUUUGUUAACACUUUUCGUGAAGGGAAUGGCCGGCGAUGUCUGGAGCAGAUUUGAUCGAGUUCUACUUUUAAAUAAACUCAAUUUGUGAAAUAAAUCUGUUUCACGUUCUCGCCUCCCAUUAACAUGACCACUUUGUAAAAGUGAACCAAAUUUUGAAGCGCAUAAUAUUUUGAUGUAAUCACCCAAGUCAGAGAUUUGAUCGCGAAACGAUGUGAAAUGUGACAGCUGCUAGUUACUAGCAGUAUAAAUGUGGUUUUGUGAUAGAUACAAUAAAAUUGAGAACUUAUUCGAAGCGUGAUGGUAAUUUUUCUACGAAGUUUUUCGCCGUUUGAAAUUUUUAUCAAACGCCAAAGGAACGUAAUGUGGUUUCCUUAUAAAACGGUGUUGUGGUAAGACGCAAUACGAUAACUGCAUGAGUAAUGUACAAUCGUAUGAGAUUCUAGCGGAUUGUAUUGAGCCAUUAUAUUUGUGCUAUUUUUAAUGUUAACUAGGCUUGCGUUGUGUUAGUCUUAGUGCAAGCUCAGCCAUCCAUCUCUCCUUUCCUACGUUAAUGACAUAAUAUAAUCGAACAUUUAUCGUAGUUAAUAUAAACGUAUUCAAAAUACUCCUUCAUAGCGCGUAGUGUGUGGAUAGGCUUACGAUGAAAUCUUAGUAAAAAUAGCAGAAUAAUAAUAUUGAAGGGGAGAUGAAUGUCGACGAGUUUCUAUUUAGUGUACACGUAAGUAGUAUUUUUGUAUUCGUUCCUCGAUUGGGCCGGUCAUUAUGUCUGGUCUGCGGGGAAGAUCACGUGUCAAAGUCAUUUGUGAUACGUCAGCCAACUGAGUAUCUGAGUAUGUCGAGACGGAAAAUGAUGUGACUCGGUACGUAAGAACCAUCAUACAUAUACUCUCGAAACGUAACAAGAAUGACUAGACGCGUGUAUAGUUAUGUUAGACCGAACCUACCUCACUUGCAAAAGCAUAAAGACUGAUAUGAAUUAAUGUGUCGGUGGUCAGAUCACUGCAUUAGAAGUCUGUUGUCUACUAGAUUAAGCAGAAUUCUUACUCGUAAUUACUUCACUUAAAUUAAGCGUCCAAUAAUCGAGGCAAAAUUUUUGUUGAAACGAAGUCGACAACAGUCUUUUUCUUUUAUAAUUAUGUAUAUCUUACGUUACUCUCCUGUAAUAUUGUUGAAAGAAGACUGAUAUUUUAUAAAUGUUCCUAUAUUUUAAUUUAGAAUAAUUUACUGCCUACCAUAUUUCAUUUAUUUUUUAACCCUUCGGUAAUGAACGUUACUUUGACUCUUGUAAUCUUAUCAAUUGUGCAUGACGCUAUAUUAUGUCAUGGAUUUUUUGAAAAUUUUAAUGCAAUUUUGUAUGAAAAUUAAUCAAGUGAUUGAUAAAUAA